AUGCAUUUUUGUCCUCCCUCCUGGCCGCCCCGACCGCCCUGUAGGCCACCGCCCGCCCUGCGCAGCGCCAUCCCCUCCGCCCCGCCCCCAGGAUGCGCCAUCGCGCCCGCUUCAAAGCCCGCCCCGCCGCUGCCCCCCGACAGUAGCCAUGUCAAGGCCUUCCUCCUGACCUGCCUGAAGGGCCCGCAGGUCCUCCUCAAGAUGGAGGCCGUGAAGGUGGCCCGGCCGGAGCGCCCGCCCCGCUACCGGGGUGCCUGGCCCCCCGGCGAGGUCAUCGCCAACCAGGCCUGUGGGGAGCUGGCCCCGCUCGACCCCAAGCCGGGUGCCCCGUCGGCCCCGGCCUUCUACCCGGCACCGGGCGAGGUGAUUGCCAACCAGUACGCUCUGCCCGCCUCGCCACCCGCCGAGCCCCUCGAGUGCCCCACCUGCGGCCACGCCUACAACUACACCCACAAGCGGCCCCGCCUCCUCUCCUGCCUCCACUCCGUGUGCGAGGAAUGCCUGCAGAUCCUCUACGAGUCCUGCCCCAAGUACAAGUUCAUCUCCUGCCCCUCCUGCAAGCGCGAGACGGUCCUCUUCACCGACUACGGCCUGGCCGCCCUGGCCGUCAACGCCCGCAUCCUGGCCCGUCUACCCGCCGAGGGACUCUCCACCACCGGACUCUCCGCCGCUGGAGCCUCACCGUGGGGCGCCGAGGCUGACCGCGGCUGCUACCAGAGCUUCCGGCAGUACUGCGGUGCCGCCUGCGCCUGCCGCGUCCGCAACCCCGUCUCCUCCUGCGCCGUCAUGUGAUGCCCACGCCUGUCCUUGUCCCGUAGACGUUCUCCCGGGAUUGCCCAUCGACCGUUGGAUUAAGAGGACGAAGAGGGGCUCCAUCGUCAGACGAUUUCCAGGCGCCACCCAACAGGGCUCUGUCGUCGAUUUCCGGGAAAUGUCCAACGGGGCUCCUUCAUUGGACUGUUUCGGGGCUCCGUCGUUGGACAAUUUUCAGGCACCGUCGUUGGAGGAUUUCCGGGGACCGCCCAACGGGGCUCCAUCGUUGAUUUCCAGGCGCCGCUCAACAGGGCUCUGUGAUCAAUUUCCGGGCACCGCCCAACGGGGCUCCGUCAUCCAUUUCCAGACACCACCCUACAGGGCGCUGUCGUCGGACUGUUUCUGGGCACCGUCAUCGGACUCUUUCCGGGCACCACCCAACGGAGCUCCAUCAUUGGACUAUUUGGGGUCCCUUGGGCAAACGGGGGGAGGGGGGGAAUUGGCACAGCCAACAGGCCCUCCGCCUCCAGCGGCUUCCUGGGAUGUGGGGCACGUGCCAUUUCCCUGGUGGCCGCCCAUUUCGGCCCGUGCAUGGCACCCUGGGCCAGGAUUUGGGGCGGAGGGGACAAAAGGAGGGCAGAGCAGUUUGGGGGGCCAAUGUCCCAAGAUGGCCGACGCAACCAAGGUGGGUGGGGUCUGUUUGAACCCGAUUUUGUGGAAAGCAUUACUUGCACUCAGAAUCUUGCCAGGGUUCGACACGUUCCGAUGGGGAAAGGCCGUCUAGGAUUUCAGUCCUCUAUGGGGAAAAGGGGGCUUGGCUAUUGUUCCGGAUGCAGGAAGUUGUGGAAUGGGACCCCCGGCUGUCAUCUAGACCAACCCCGCCUCAAGAGAGGCUUUAGGGCACCCGCUUCCUUCUGCUUGUCACCCUUGUCCUGUUCUUGUGAAUGCUCUCAAUAAAUAGAUAUAUAUUCCUGAAGCUCAGAGGUUUUGAGGGAGCGGGUGCUAGGGUUUGCGCCCCAAAGAACCAUGGGUGCCCCUUCCG
Messenger RNA from Lacerta agilis (Sand lizard), 1795 nucleotides. It is a transcript of the gene RNF208, whose product is annotated as ring finger protein 208. Gene Ontology annotation, molecular function: ubiquitin protein ligase activity. Gene Ontology annotation, biological process: protein ubiquitination. NCBI's taxonomy places the organism in Eukaryota, Metazoa, Chordata, Lepidosauria, Squamata, Lacertidae. The transcript is spliced from 2 exons. The coding region runs from base 1 to 792 and encodes 263 amino acids. The record is from RefSeq and is a predicted model, not a curated record.